GAAUGGUCCGUUGCAGCGAACCGGGCUGAGACUGGGUGGCUGGCGGCCAAGAUGGACACCAUCGAGGACCGGCUCGGCAUCCGCAUCCAGCUGGUGCAAGACGCCUUGACCACUGCCAACACUGCCGCCCUUGUGGAGGCCAAGCAGCUCAGCGAGUCCAUGCUGCAGGAGAUCACCGGCUUCGCGGACGCGGCCGGCUCGGCGCUGGGCCGGCACAGCGUGAAGGCGGCCUUGGCCAAGUUCGCGGCGGGCGAGCGGCUGGAGGGGCCGGUGAACACUACCAGGGCCAAGGUGGCUCUGGGAGAGCUGGCAGCGCUUCAUGCCACGCUUCAGAGUGCUGCGGGCACCAGCAAGAUGCAGGCGCUGGGGGCGCAGAUCCAGCGGGAGGCGAGUCAACUUCAGAGCUUGGCGCAGCGACAGCUGCAGACUUUGGGGGUCUACAAGGAGCACAGCAAUGCCAGCCGCGCCUUCGUGCAGAAGCUUCGUGGCCAUUCCUCUGAGACCCGCGGUGCGCUGGUGGAGGUGGACAAGAUCUGGUGGGAGCUGCGGAACAAGGUGGAUGGCUACCUCGAUGCAGCACAACAGCAGGUGAGCGCCUUCCAAGCGUCUCUGCAAGCCAUCGCCGCCUACGAGACCUGCGGCACGGACCUGGGGGCGGUGCAGACCAGCUAUGCCAAGAACCUGGCGGCGCGGGACCUGGGCCACGCGCAGCUGCGCUCCGCCUGGCGAGACGCCUCGCACCUCUUCGGUGAGCUGGCGGCGGUGCUGGCGGAUGGCGAGGUCUUCGAGGCCUUUGUGCGGGACGAGGGCUGCCACUCCUCUUUGGCGAGGCAGACCCUCCACCAAGCGCGCCUCGCCCUGCGGGCGCUGAAGAUGUUGGCCCACCGCUUCGAGGCCGGGGGUCUGCCGAAGCCGGACGGUACGCCCCUGGUGGCGGCGGCCCGGCGUAUCCAGCGCAGCUUUAAAGCCGCCACUGCCUGCUGAGAUGGGCGCCGGGCAAACCUCGAAGAAACUCCCUUCUCAUCCCAUA
This is a messenger RNA of Effrenium voratum, 1030 nucleotides long. The record is from the annotation of a GenBank genome assembly. NCBI's taxonomy places the organism in Eukaryota, Dinophyceae, Suessiales, Symbiodiniaceae.